AUGAAGAGCGACUUCUUGGGCGCCACGAUCGCGAUCGCCGCAGCCAUCGGCUCGAACCUCGGCGUCAACGUCCAGAAGCGGUCGCACAUGCAGGAGGACGAGCGUCCGAAGCACCUCCAGCGGCCGUACACGAAGCGCCCCGUGUGGUGGCUUGGCAUGUUUCUCGUUGUCUUUGGCUCGCUUGGCGACCUCUUUGCCCUGGGUUUUGCGCCGCAGACGCUCGUGGCCUCGCUGGGUGGCGGCUCGACGAUCGUCGCCAACGUCCUUAUCGCUCGCUUUUG
Messenger RNA from Saprolegnia parasitica CBS 223.65, 281 nucleotides. RefSeq lists its product as hypothetical. Gene Ontology annotation, biological process: magnesium ion transport. NCBI's taxonomy places the organism in Eukaryota, Oomycota, Saprolegniomycetes, Saprolegniales, Saprolegniaceae. The transcript has a single exon. Gene Ontology annotation, molecular function: magnesium ion transmembrane transporter activity. Gene Ontology annotation, cellular component: membrane. The record is from RefSeq and is a predicted model, not a curated record. The annotation marks the transcript as partial.